AUGCCGCCUGGCGGGAGGUUAUCUCAUAAACAGAGAGGAAAAGAGAUCGCAGCCUCCUCUAGUCCUUUGAGAGAUGCGACCGAGGCACCGCUUGAAGAAUUUGAACGGAUUCAUCAUGACGCGAUGAUGGACACCGGGAAUUUAGAUCUGUCUCAAAGGAUCCUAAUCUCCGAAUCUGCGCGUUCGUAUCGGCAAGAAGUGAGAGGAAAACCAGAUGAGCCACAGGCUUGCGAGAGAGACGGUUCCGGCGGUGCGAGGGACGGAGCUCUCGCUGUCAAUUACGUGCCGACGUGCUAUUAUCCUGGAGGGAUCUUUGAGGAACUCCUGGUGUUAGCUUCCGAGUUCCUGCGCUCUCCUGAUAGGCCUUGGUCACCACCAGUUGGGUAUCAGUGCGUUUACGAAUCCUACUUUCGGGACGAUACGAAGCUUUGGUUCCCAAUUCCUCGACUAAUCACAUCGCAUGCGAGGCGCCGAGAUGCAGCGAUAAGUCAGUUUUUGAAUGGUUCGUGGCGUAUCACGGUGGCCCUGAUGGUUAUGGCCGCUGAAAUUGAUGUCUCAUUGAGCGUUCGUGUCUUCGAGGAGUUGACGUCCGUCAGCUCGUUAGACGACGGGCUUCUGUUCAUAAAGAUGCAUCCCAGCUACAAUGUGAUAGGAAGGCAUCCUAACAAGACGCCGGAUUGGCAGAGAUCUUAUUUCUUCGUUAAAUGUGAUGACUCUGCCUUCGAAGACCCGCCAGAUGACGACUACCGUAUCUUGUGGAACACUUUGCUUGGUAGAACAUCUUCGUUAACUCCCGACCAUCCGACUUCUCGUGACUAUCCAGAAGACUUUCUUACAAGCACUCGGGCUGUUGAGGGACUUGCUCAGAAGCAUUGGGGGAAUAUUUCUUGGGAGAGGGUUCACCGUUCGAUCGAUCGUAUUUCCAGGAAAGAUUGGAAUUCGAGUUAUCCUCUUUCUGCCAACAAGACUAAGAGGCGGAUCUCGCUAUUCACAAAGGAAGAGCAGAAGAGAAUCAACGAGGCAAGGAAAAUGAGAGGGCUUCCAGAUCUGAGUGCGAUGAUGACGGUCGAACUUAAUCUGCCGAGUGUCGAACUACCUGCACCUUCUAACGAGAUGGCGAUUGCCGACACCACCGACGCGAGCCCUCAUCAUCAAGAUUCCUCGGCUGGUACCACUACCUUGGCUCCUAAGAAGAAAAAGGGGGAGACGAGACCCCUUGACGACCUUCCUGUCAACGUAGGCUCAGAAGCAGCUCCUGUUGAAGCUGAGAUUCCUAGUCAGGAGGAGACGGCUGAACCGUCAUCAAAAAAGAGGAAGAAAGGCAAUCAGCAGCCUCAAGCUGCGGGGAUCGUGAGGCCACGAGAGACUGAUGUCGCCAAUCCCGUGCAUCGGAGUGAAUCAGCUGGUGAGCCGUCUCUCAACUUAGCCUCAUUGGAUGAUCUUGAAGACGCCUCUCCCGAAGUUACGCUGCGGAAGAAGAAGAAAUCCAAAAGACGGGGCGACGGGAGCAUGAAUUUCGUUGUUGAGAAAUACGACACAGCCUUGAAGAAGACUCGCGAAGCCUUGAGAAAGUCGGAGAAAGUAGUGGCGGCCAAGGGUAACCGUCUCCGCCGGAAGAGAGCGGAAUGGAGGGAUGAGUUC
Brassica napus (rape) is the source of this 1641-nucleotide messenger RNA. RefSeq lists its product as uncharacterized. The annotation marks the transcript as partial. NCBI's taxonomy places the organism in Eukaryota, Viridiplantae, Streptophyta, Magnoliopsida, Brassicales, Brassicaceae. The transcript is spliced from 5 exons. The record is from RefSeq and is a predicted model, not a curated record.